Molecule: messenger RNA, 6900 nt
Organism: Drosophila obscura
Lineage: Eukaryota; Metazoa; Arthropoda; Insecta; Diptera; Drosophilidae
Product: myosin-VIIa
Exons: 10
Coding region: 270-6770 (2166 amino acids)
Biological process (GO): immune response
Cellular component (GO): myosin complex; membrane; cytoskeleton
Molecular function (GO): ATP binding; cytoskeletal motor activity; tumor necrosis factor receptor binding
Source: RefSeq, a predicted model, not a curated record
ACUAUCGAGGGGCCCCAUUGAAGAGCGCUCAGACGUGUGCGAGCCUCCGUGCGGAACGGAACAGAAAAGAAACUAAGAAAAGAAUCAUUGAUCGGAUCGCCGCUGCAAGAAAGUAAAAACGGCUGUGAAAACAAAGACACAAAGUAUUUCGUGGGGAGGCAAACAUUUGCCCAUUAAGCAACGUUGUCGUCGGCGCGUGUGUCUCUGUGUAGUGUGCAGUUCGGAGUUCGGAGUGCUGUGAAAUUGGCUACAGAAAUACCCGCAGCGAAAUGUGCGAAUUUGUGAGGGAACAUGGCGAAUAUGUGUGGGUGAAGCCGCAGAAUGCCACCAGUGAGUUUGCGGUGCCUUUUGGUGCGCGCAUUGUGCGCACGGAGAAGACCCAGACGCUGGUCUGCGAUGAUCGCAAGAAGCAGUUUUGGGUGCCAGCAGGGGAUGUGCUCAAGGCCAUGCACAUCACAUCGCAGCAGGAUGUCGAGGAUAUGAUCACCCUGGGCGAUCUGCAGGAGUACACAAUCCUCAGGAACCUGGAGAAUCGCUAUGCCAAACAGUUGAUAUAUACCUACACUGGCUCCAUGCUGGUGGCCAUCAAUCCAUACCAGAUCCUGCCCAUCUACACGAAUCGAGAGAUCCAGCUGUACAGAAACAAGGCCUUGAGCGAGCUGCCGCCGCACAUUUUUGCGAUCAGUGACAAUGCCUUCCAGCGACUGCAGCGGCACAAGGAGAACCAGUGCGUGGUCAUCAGCGGCGAGUCGGGGGCGGGCAAGACGGAGAGCACCAAACUGAUCCUGCAGUACCUGGCCGCGAUAAGCGGCAAACACUCCUGGAUCGAGCAGCAGAUCAUCGAGGCGAAUCCCAUUAUGGAGGCCUUUGGCAAUGCCAAGACCGUGCGGAACGACAAUUCCUCGCGCUUUGGCAAGUACAUCGAGAUUCGGUUCACGCCCGAGGGCGCCAUCCAGGGAGCCCGCAUUCAGCAGUAUCUUCUGGAGAAGUCCCGCAUCGUUUUCCAGAGUCGGGAGGAGCGCAAUUACCACAUUUUCUACUGCAUGCUGGCGGGGCUGACGCCGCCGGAACGGCAACGUCUCAUGCUGCAGGAGCAGUCGCCCAGCCAGUACCAUUACCUAUCCCAGGGCGGCUGCUUCACGCUGCCCGGCAGGGGCGACGCCAAGGACUUUGCCGAUAUUCGGGCGGCCAUGAAGGUGCUCUCCUUCAAGCCGGAGGAGAUGUGGAGCAUACUCUGCCUGUUGGCGGCCAUCCUGCACAUUGGAAACCUGCGAUUCAAGGCCACAGAAGUGGCCCAUCAGGAGGCGGCCGAGGUGGACGAUGACGAGAACCUGAAGAGGGUGGCCAAGCUGCUGGGCAUUCCCGUUGCCCCAUUGAAUUUGGCCCUGACCCAGCGCACAAUAUUCGUCCAUGGCGAGCAUGUGACCACCAGCCUGUCCAAGGAGUCGGCCCUCGAGGGACGCGACGCCUUCGUCAAGGCCCUGUACGAUGGCAUCUUUGUGCGGAUUGUGCGUCGCAUCAAUGAGACGAUCAACAAGCAGCCGGAUCGACCGAUGAACAGCAUCGGCGUGCUGGAUAUUUUUGGGUUCGAGAACUUUGACAACAACAGCUUCGAGCAGCUGUGCAUCAACUAUGCCAAUGAGAAUCUGCAGCAGUUCUUUGUGGGACACAUUUUCAAGAUGGAACAAGAUGAAUACCAGAACGAGCAUAUCAACUGGCAGCACAUUGAGUUCCAGGACAAUCAACAAAUACUCGAUCUCAUUGGCAUGAAGCCAAUGAACCUCAUGUCCCUGAUUGACGAGGAAUCAAAGUUCCCCAAGGGCACGGACAGCACACUGCUCGAGAAGCUGCAUGUGCAGCAUGGCAAUCGCUCCAUCUAUGUCAAGGGCAAGACCACACAGACCUCGCUCUUUGGCAUUCGUCACUAUGCGGGCGUGGUCAUGUACAAUCCGUUGGGUUUCCUCGAAAAGAAUCGCGACUCCUUUAGCGGUGACCUGCGAACGCUCGUGCAGCGUUCGGCCAACAAAUAUCUGGUGGAUAUCUUUCCCCAUGAAAUGCCCAUGGACACGGCCAAGAAGCAGCCCACACUGUGCGUGAAAUUCCGCAACUCGCUGGACAUGCUGAUGCGGACGCUCGCGCAGGCGCAUCCCUACUUCAUACGGUGCAUCAAGCCGAAUGAGUACAAGGAGCCAAAGAACUUCGACAAGGAGCUGUGCGUACGGCAGCUGCGCUACUCGGGCAUGAUGGAGACGGCGCGCAUCCGACGCGCAGGAUAUCCCAUACGCACCGCCUACCGCGCCUUUGUCGAGCGCUAUCGCUUGCUGGUGCCGCCGACGGGUCCCCUCGAGAAGUGCGACUGCCGGCAGGUGGCGCAGCAGAUCUGUUUGGCCACACUGCCCGCCGACUCGGACCGCCAGUUUGGCAAGACGAAGCUCUUUCUGCGGGACGAGGAUGAUGCCAGUCUGGAGGAGCAGCGCUCCCAGCUGAUGCUCAAAUCGAUUGUGGCCAUACAGCGUGGCUUCAGGCGCGUUCUCUUCCGGCGAUAUCUGCAGAGAUACCGGCAGGCCAUCGUCACCGUGCAGCGGCAUUGGCGGGGUCGCCUGCAGCGCCGUAAGUACCAGAUCAUGCGGCAGGGCUUCCAUCGGCUGGGCGCCUGCAUAGCUGCCCAGCAGCUGACCACAAGAUUCACGAUGGUAAGAUGCCGCACCAUCAAGCUGCAGGCCCUCUCACGGGGCUACCUCACGCGCAAGGAGUUCCAGGGCAAACUGGCGACCCGCAGACAGCAGCAGAAGGAGGAGCAGCAGCAGUUGGUGCGCCUGAAGGAGGAGCAACAGCUGCAGCUAGUCAGGCAGCAGCAGCAGGAACAGAAGGCGCAGCAGGCGCAGCAGGAGCAAGAGCAGCUGCGUCUCAAGGAGGAGCAGCUACAGGUGAAGGAGGCGCAGCGGCUCAAGGCCGAGCAAGAUCAGCGGCUCAAGGACGAGCAGGAGGAGCAGCGACUCAAGGCCGAGGCAGCCACCCGCAAUGCCCUGGCCAUGGCCGCUCUGCAACAGCCCAAGCGCACAAGGUCCCUCAAGCAGGAGGCGCCCAAGGCGCCCACGCUGCAGGCGCGCAUGUCCCUGCCACCGCCACCCACCACGCUGAUUGUCGCGGCUCCGUUGGGCACGCGUCCCGCCAGUCAGACCGCCGCCAAAACGAAUGGCAUUGCAGCAAUACCGGAGAGCCCGCAGGGCUACAACGAUGUGGAGUCCUCCAAGCAGAUGGUGGACGAUGUCUUUGGCUUCCUGAACGAUGAGCCCGAUGCUGCUCGCAGGCGACUCCAGGCCAUUGCCUCGGGCGACACCAUACGGCUGCCCAAGCCGGUGGCCAAGCACAUAGACACCUCGGAUUUUAGUUAUCUGAAAUAUGCCGCGACUUACUUUGGCGGCGGCGCCACAGCGCAGCAUGAAAGAAAGCCGCUGAAGCAGUCGCUGCUCAAGCAUGAACUCCCGCUGGAUGAAAUGGCCUCAAAGGCCAUUUGGUUGACUAUUCUGCGCUUCAUGGGCGAUAUGCCCGAGCUGGCUCCCUCGUCGCCUGUUCCAUCCUCGGAUGAUGCCAACAUCAUGAGUGAUUUAUCGCGACUCCUGACGCCAUUGGGCUCCACAAAGCCGCGACUAUUUGUGCGCCAGACCCUGAAGCGUCCCUCCAAGCUGCAGGGCAGCAGCCAGCGGGAGGCCGAGCUGUUCUAUCAGCAUUGGCUCCAUGUGCCCAGCAGCCAUUUGGAUAAGCUGCACUUUGUUACAGGCCAUGGCAUACUGAAGGAUAACCUAAGGGAUGAAAUCCUGGCGCAGAUCUGCAAGCAGCUGUACCUCAAUCCGAGUCGCACGUCCCAUGCCCGCGGCUGGCUGCUGUUGUCCCUCUGCCUGAGCUGUUUUCCGCCCAGCGCGGACUUUGAGCCGCAUCUGCGCAGCUUCAUGAAGCAGGGCACCGCCCAGCUGCAGGCUGCUGCCUCGCUGCAGCGCCUCGAAAGGACGCUGCUGAAUGGCGCGCGCAGCCAGCCGCCAUCGCUGCUGGAGCUGCAGGCCAUACGCGGCCGCCAGCCACUGCGGCUGGACAUACACCUGAUGGACGGACAGACGCGGCGACUCCAGGUGGAUGCGGCCAGCACGGCCCGGGAGGCGGUGCAGCAGCUCUGCCAGGGCCUGGGCCUGAGCGACGGCUUUGGCUUCGGUUUGCUGAUGUCGCUGCACGGCCGUCUGAUGCCGCUGGGCGCCGGCCAGGAGCACGUUCUGGACGCCAUUUCGGUGUGCGAACAGCGACAGCUGGACGCGCCCUGGAAGCUCUAUCUGCGCAAGGAGAUGUUUGCCACGUGGCAUGAUCCCGCGCUGGACGCGCAGGCCACCCAUCUGAUCUACAGGCAGAUCCUGAACGGCCUGAGGUGCGGCGAGUAUCGCUGUCGCUCCGAGAAGGACAUUGCCAUGGUCUGUGCCCUGGCCUGCUUCAUUGAGCAUGGCCCCGGCGCCAUUGGCCGCCUGCAGACGGCACAGAUCACGGAAUUUGUGCCCAGCGAUCUGCUGGCGCCGGGCGCACGUGCCGUGGAGAACUGGAGUCGCCUCAUCGCAGCCACCUACGAGCGCAGCUCCUAUGUGCGGCUGGAGCAGGAGCCAGAGCCAGAGCAGGCGGAGCUGGUGGCGGCCAACCAGCAGCGGGCCAAGGAGGACAUUUGCUUGUUCGCCCAUCUGUCCUGGCCCAUGCGACACUCGCGCCUGUUCGAGGUGUUGCGCAGGGCGGGACCCAAGCUGCAGAGCGACGAACUGAUGCUGGCCAUCAAUGCCACAGGACUCUUCCUCGUCGACGAGACGGAGCAGGUGCUGGCCUCCUGCAGCUUCGCGGAGCUGCUCACGGUGCAGGCGGCGCCCAACGAGGAGCUGCACAUCCGCACCGUGCAGCAAGUGAACUUCGUGCUGCAGUGCAGCGCCGCGGCCGAUGCCAGCGAUCUGAUCAACUACAUGCUGGACAAUCUGCGGCAGCGUUCCGGCUACGGCGUCGCGCUCGAUCACUCGCCGCAGCUGGACGAUGAGGAUGUGCUGCGGCUCGCGCCGGGCGAUCUGGUACAGUUCGAUGCGGGCGUCACGGGCGCCCAGCUGCUGUCCGGCCAGGCACAGCAGUGCUGGCGUGGCUGUGUCCAGGGCACGGGUCAGUGGGGUCAGUUCGCCGCCGGCAAUGUGCGCGUGCUGGCCACACUCACGGCGCCCAGUGCCGAGCUGCAGGAGAUCCUGCGCGAGGGCCGCUUCGAUGAGGAGCCACCCAAGGUGACGCCGCGAAGAACCAUACUACGCCGUCGCCAGCAUAAUAUUUCUCAGCUGGCUGAGCUGCAGUUCAGAGACGCCUUGGACUCUGAGACGGCGCCACUCUGGACGUAUUCAGCGGAACCACUGAAGGCGCCGCUGCUCAAGGCGCUGGCCACAAAGCCGCAGCUGUUCCAACAGUCGUUGGUCAUCAACCAUCACCUAAUGAAGUAUAUGGGCGACAUAGCCAGAAGCAAUUUGCCCGUCAACACGGACCUCAUCUUUCAGCCGGCGCUGCAGCAGCCGCUGCUCUGCGACGAGCUCUACUGCCAGCUGAUGAAGCAGCUGAGCGAGAAUCCCGGCACGGAGGGCGAGCGCCGUGGCUGGGAUCUGCUUUAUCUGGCCACGGGCCUGCUGGCGCCCAGUGUGCUGAUCAUGCGCGAGCUUCUCCUGCUGCUGCGCCUGCGCGCCGACUCGCUGGCGGAUGCCUGCCUGAAGCGCCUCAAGCGCUGCCUGCAGCACGGACAGCGCCAACAGGCGCCGCAUCUGAUCGAGGUGGAGGGCAUACAGCAGCGCUGCAUGCACAUCUACCACAAGAUCUACUUCCCGGACGACACGGUGGAGGCCUUCGAGAUCGAGUCGCAUACGCGCGGCGCCGCGCUGAUCGCGCAGAUUGGCCAGCGGCUGCAGCUGAAGUCUGCGGUGGGCUACAGCAUCUUCCUGAAGACGGGCGAGCGGGUGUACGCCAUGCCGGAGGCGGACUUUGUGUUCGAUUUCAUUAGCCAACUUCUCAGCUGGCUGCGGCAGCAGCGCACCAUUCGCGCCGCCUGCGACGGCCACUACCAGCUGCACUUUAUGCGCAAACUCUGGCUGAACAACAGUCGGCCCGGCGAGGAUGCCAACGGCGACGUCAUCUUCAGCUAUCCCCAGGAGCUGCACAAGUACCUCAAGGGCUACUAUCCCAUCGACUGCGAGCAGGCCUCGCAGCUGGCGGCACUCGUCUACAGCGCCGAUCAGGAGAUCAGUCUGCAGCGACUCGCCGAGGUGUUGCCCCGCCUGGUGCCCGAGGAUCUGAUACCGCUGCUGCCGCUGGCCGAUUGGCGGCAACGCAUCCUGCCACGUCUGCGGCACGAGCAGAUGAGCGAGGAGCAGGCCAAGCUGCUGUUCCUGCAGGCACUCGCCCAGCAACAGUGCUUCGGCUCCACGUUCUUUGUGGCGAAGCAGCAGAACGACGAGACGCUGCCCGAGUGCCUGCUGAUUGCCAUCAAUGGCGCCGGCUUCCAUCUGCUGGACGGGCAGACGAAGCAGCUGCUGCGCAGCUACGAGUACUCGCAGCUGGGCAUGUGGAGCUCCGGCCAGAAUCAUUUUCACAUACGUUUUGGCAACAUGAUUGGCGCCUCGAAGCUGCUCUGCAGCACCACCCAGGGCUACAAAAUGGACGAUCUGCUGGCCUCCUACGUGAGGUAUUUUACUGACCAAAACCAAAAAAUAAAGUUGUUGAAGUAAAAGAACAUUAAAGAAACAUUUAAAAGUAUUACACAAACCGUCUUAAUUAUUACUCAGAAUAUUACAUAUACCAACAGGUUAUGGGCCCAGUCACCAAGUAUUUUUAAUCGCGUUUAAACUAAAUUCCUAA